AUGACAACUGAGGUGACAAAUUGCUCUAUGCAAGCAAAACCAGGCAGUUUUGUUGUUGAUGACACAAAAAGAGAACUAUUACUAGGAAAGAGGAGUCUAGAUGCAUGUAAACAAGUAUGUCUUGAUGAUAAAGAAUGCAAAGCUAUGUAUCAUCUCAAAGAAUUCUGUUUCAUUGUGAAAGAAGAUGCUACUCCAGAGCCCUAUACAUCUGAUACCUCUCUGUUCUUUGAAAAAGACUGUCUCUACAAAUACUUGUAUAGUGGUAACCAGUGUGAGACAGACUUAGAAGAUCAGUGUAAAACAGACACUUGUAGUUCACAUGGAAUGUGUCAGGACAGAGCUGGAGAUGACAAGCCUAUCUGUUUGUGCCCUAUUGUUGGGGAAUACUCCCAGCCAAAAUGUGACUUGGUGCUGAAUCUAUGUAAUCCUGAUCCAUGUCAAAAUGGAGGUGAAUGUCGAUCAUGGGGUGCUGUCAGAAGACAGUGUGUCUGUAAACCAGGAUUCUCAGGAGUGAAUUGUUCUGUAAAUAUAGAUGAUUGUUCACUAAACAUGGAUGGGUGUUUGUAUAACAGUACAUGUAGAGAUGGAGUUGAUAGCUAUACAUGUGGUUGUAAGUCAGGAUUCAGUGGUGGGCAUUGCCAGGUCACCAGAGAUUUCUGUAGUGGAACACCAUGUCCUAAUGGAGGCUGUGUGAAUGACUAUACAACACUGUCACCCAAAUGUUUCUGUGAUUACCCAUACCAGUUAGGAAAUGAUGGUCAAUGUGAAAAGAUGGAUCUAUGUAACAACACUGUAUGUAACAAUGGAACCUGUAACCAUCUGACUGGGAAGUGUAGCUGUAACUCCGGCUAUGAAGGUUCUAAUUGUCAGCACAGUGUGGAUGACUGUAAAGACAUGCCUUGUAAGAAUGGAUCAACCUGUAUUGAUGGAUACCAAGACUACAGUUGUGUAUGUGUGUCAGGAUUUACAGGUAGAUGUCAAUUAAAAUAA
Saccostrea echinata is the source of this 990-nucleotide messenger RNA. RefSeq names its product delta-like protein B. The record is from RefSeq and is a predicted model, not a curated record. Gene Ontology annotation, molecular function: calcium ion binding. Lineage: Eukaryota; Metazoa; Mollusca; Bivalvia; Ostreida; Ostreidae. Gene Ontology annotation, biological process: heterophilic cell-cell adhesion; establishment or maintenance of epithelial cell apical/basal polarity. Gene Ontology annotation, cellular component: protein-containing complex; plasma membrane. The transcript is spliced from 6 exons. Bases 1 to 990 code for a protein of 329 amino acids.